AUGUUUUUUAAAAUAAUCCUGCUAAUUCCUUUAAUAUUUGUAGUGGUUCAAGGUUAUAAUGCGUUUCCCAACUGCAAGGGCAGAUGUGUUCCCGAGCUCGACUGCAAAGAUUUCGAAACGAGCUAUACUCCGCCGAUGUGUAACAAAACACAUGUAUGCUGUCCGCGUCCCACAGUGCGAACCUACACAAGUAAAUCGGCAAUAGCUUGUCUGAACUGGUCCAAUAACAGGGAACUUUGUCCGCCUCAUAAACUUAUAGUUGAUGCAACUGUAGCCAAUAAGAAUGAGUUCCCAUAUAUGGCAUCGGUUGGAUGGUAUAAUGAAGCUUUAAAGGAAAUGAAUUGGACUUGCGGCGGAGCCCUGAUACACAAGAAAUAUGUACUUACUGCAGCACAUUGUAUUCAGUUUCAACGAGAAAAUGGUACAAAAGAGCCCGAUUUCUUUGUGCGUUUGGGUGCACACAGCCUCACAGAUGGAAUUGUGUAUAAGGUCGUAGACGUAAAGUAUCCUCCAGAUCGCGACGUUUGGACCAAGACUGGAGAUAUAUCCUUAUUGCUGCUAAAUGAUAGUGUCGUAUUUAAUGAGAAGAUAAAACCCGCCUGUCUGUCGAAUUGUAGUGUAAAAAUCGGUGACAACGCCACUGUUUCCGGCUGGGGAGCAGUAAACCAUGAACCUAGAAUGUCCAAGGAGCUGAACAAACUCACGCUUCCGAUUCUAAAAAUUUCAGAUUGCCCCCGUGGCCUUCCCGGCAGGCAUAUUUGUAGCGUCGGCCUCACAUGCAAAGGUGAUUCAGGUGGACCACUGGCUAGAUGGCAUUCAGAGUGGGGCUCCUGCUUGGGCCAAGUGAUCGGGGUGGUGUCGUAUGGUGAUUUAUGUACUGCUGAAAAUCCUCACAGUGUUUACACCGAUGUUUACACAUACCUAGACUGGAUUGAGAAAGUAGUUUGGCCCUAAAAAUGAACAAG
Messenger RNA from Drosophila kikkawai, 965 nucleotides. Its product is annotated as serine protease snake-like. The record is from RefSeq and is a predicted model, not a curated record. Gene Ontology annotation, molecular function: serine-type endopeptidase activity. Lineage: Eukaryota; Metazoa; Arthropoda; Insecta; Diptera; Drosophilidae. Gene Ontology annotation, biological process: proteolysis.